AUGGACAGGUUUCGGUUCCUGCUCCUCGCCCUCCUCGCCCUCCUUCGCCGAGCCACGGGCUAUGGCAUGAUGACAGAGGUGGUUGGAGCCGAGGGCGGGUCCGUCACCUUCCACAUCCAUGGUCCAACUCGAAGUACAGCCGUCUGGAGCUUCGAUGGUGUACCCAUAGUGACUCUGGAAUUCGGUGAACCUCCUGUAGCCCUGUUUGCAGACAAAAAAUAUGAGACACGCUUCACCUUCUCCGAGCAGGGCAGGGCCCUCACCAUCUCCCAGCUCAGGAUGGAGGACGCUGGCACCUACUCUGCACAGAGCUGGUUCAUAGAAUCCAUCUACACCCUGCAGGUGUACAGGGAGCUGGCAGAGCCCCGGGUGAGCUGCGAGGCCCAGAACUGCUCGGGCGGGGGCUGCCGCUACGCCCUGCACUGCUCCGCGCCCGGCCCCGGCCUGGGCAGCGUCUCCUACGGCUGGAGCGAGGGGGAGCAGCCCCGGGGAGAGGGGCCCACGGUGCUGCUGGAGGAGUCACCCCCGGACGGGUCCGUGUCCCUCACGUGCCGGGCACAGAACCCCGUCAGCAACAGCAGCGUCACCGUCUGGCCCGGGCACCUGUGCGCAGGAAAUACAACCCACCCUCUCCCCACUGGCCCCCGCUCCAGCAGCCUGGCCAGGGUGGGGGCCGUGGCCGUGGCCGAAGCCGCGGCUCUCGCCGGAGUUUUCUUGGUGUUCUACUGCAGAGACAAGAAAGCAGGACCAUGGGAUGAGUUCCUGGCGUGGAAACCCACAGGUCAGGGAUGA
Molecule: messenger RNA, 792 nt
Organism: Pipra filicauda (Wire-tailed manakin)
Lineage: Eukaryota; Metazoa; Chordata; Aves; Passeriformes; Pipridae
Product: SLAM family member 9-like
Exons: 6
Coding region: 1-792 (263 amino acids)
Biological process (GO): T cell activation
Cellular component (GO): external side of plasma membrane
Source: RefSeq, a predicted model, not a curated record